AUAAUCACAGAGAAUACGGUGACCAACCCUAUGUCAUUAAAACCGGCUCUAUCAGCAUCCACCACCAAAAAGCCCGCAAUCGAUCUCCUUGGCGGUAUGAGGAGAAUCCUGAAUUGAAAGAGGAACUGGCUAGUGCAAAUCCUAAUGUGCCUGUCAUGUCCACAACACUCAGCAAUCCAAGCUCGGCGCGGACUGGUUUGGCGGGUAUGAAUGCGCUAGACAAUCAGGAGAAGGCGAAUUCGCAUCCCUCAAUUUCACCUGCGGUAAUCAAUAAGAGAAGCGCGCCUCCUCCUCCGACAAAGCGCAGGAUCGACGUUCCCCUUACAACCUUGCCUGCCUCCUCAAAUAUCCACAAGGACGUACCCAUGCGGAGAGCUGCCCCACCGCCUCCAAGGAGAAAUGGCGGCGUGGGUGCGUCCACGGCCGACGUUGAUGAUGACGAUGAUGAUGAUGACGAUGAUGAUGAUGAUGAUGAUGAUGAUGGUUAUACCGGAGAGGAAGGGGACGACCGGAAUGGCGCCGCUGAUGCUGCCAUGGACAAAAAAGACAGUAUCAGGGUGUCUGGAAGAAUCGGCCCAUCUGCAAUCAAUGGUGUCAGAAACGAUAUUGAGUUGAUUCGGCCCCGUGUGUCAACAGUUUCUUCGAAUUUGUCCUCUACUGCAUUGCCCUCAUCGGUGUCAAUAGCGACAGUCGCAGCCAAUAAGUCCAAGGUCCUGUUGCCUGGGUUCGAUCAGCGUGGACAUGGUCAGCACCAGAUUGGGUCUGGACCCUCUAUUGCAUCCAUGGGUCUUGGAUCUGCUGGCAGUAGCGCGGGUCUAAUUCCUGCCCACAAUGGCAGUGUGUCUCAGCGGACAAAAGGAUUCGAUGGCAAGCCAGACUCGGCAUUUUCAGCAAAACGGUCAACACCAAGCUCAGCAUUUGGAUUGUCGGCAUCAGGAUCGACACCGUCCGCAUCCACAUUGUCCAAGGGCGAUAAUGCAGUAGUCAGAACCACUGUUGUCCCGGUUGACAGAGAGGGGCAAGAAGAGGACGACAGAUUAGCGGUGCCGUCGGUCUCUGAAUUGAAGAAGAGCUUUGCAACGGCUGCGCCAAGCAAGGGCGCUUCACCUCCCGCAAGAUCAGAUACGGCAAGGACAAGUGUAUCGCCAUCUUUGACUCGUGUUCCAUCCAAGAUGAUUAAUGCUCCGAGCACGAGUGGUAUAAGGACGAGCGAGGGGCAAACAGUGACACCGGUGGUCCGGAUAGUCAAGCCGCUAACAUUCUCUGGGUCGGCAGUGACGCCGUCGCCAUCGUCAUCGUCGUCGUCUUCCAGAGGAGCUUCCAAGCCCUUGGCAGGGACAGCGUCCAGGAACAGGGAAAAGGCAAUUGAAUUAGAGCCUGUUCUUGCGGAGGGGAAUAGACAUGUACAUCCACAUAUAGAGGAAAGUGAGACUGAGGCGGCGGAUGUGAAACCGGCUACUGGGUCCGUGAAGCAGGCGAUCGCAGCUCUGAAGGUCAAUGCAGGCACGGAAGCAACAGUGCAGAGAUCAACAGCAGCUGAGAAUUCAACAGGCAGGAGGGACAGCAAGCCAGACGGAGGUGACGACAAGGUGUCGAGGGAGGAGACGAAGACGAAGGAGGAGGGGGAGGGAGAAAAGGUGGAUGCGUUUGCGUUCUGGAAGGGUAAAUAAUAUGCGAAUAGAGGACACGGCUGUACAAUUUCAAAUAUACGCGAUACCGCCACCUAGACUCUAAGGAUUUCCUUUACCAACCUGGAGUGGCACAGCGACUUUAUUUGCCUUUGAAGCGGCCUCUGUCAUGAACCUGCGCACCCUUCUUCUUUCCCAAUUUCCCCU
Messenger RNA from Gamsiella multidivaricata, 1835 nucleotides. RefSeq lists its product as uncharacterized. The coding region runs from base 156 to 1670 and encodes 504 amino acids. The record is from RefSeq and is a predicted model, not a curated record. The transcript is spliced from 2 exons. NCBI's taxonomy places the organism in Eukaryota, Fungi, Mortierellomycota, Mortierellomycetes, Mortierellales, Mortierellaceae.